Molecule: messenger RNA, 741 nt
Organism: Boeremia exigua
Lineage: Eukaryota; Fungi; Ascomycota; Dothideomycetes; Pleosporales; Didymellaceae
Exons: 1
Biological process (GO): protein phosphorylation
Molecular function (GO): ATP binding; protein kinase activity
Source: RefSeq, a predicted model, not a curated record
CUUGUGAUUACGUCCAUCCUCCGCAGCGGAGCAAGUACUGGGGCCCAGCUCGUCGCCGUUAACAACAGUCUGGUCGCAAAAAUCUACGAUCCUCUUUAUUGCUAUUCAAGCGAUGAUCGCGAUGUCGUGGCGUGCGCUGAGCAGGCAUACUGCCACGAAGCUGCGGCAUACUCCCAUCUGCAGAAGCAUUCCGAGAUCUCGCUCAACUUAUCGACAUCUCUCAUCGAACACGGUCUCAAAGUCGUUAAAUCACGCGACGUGCAUCUCAUUCUUAUCGAGUAUCUGCGAGGUGUGUGUAUGGUCAACCUCGAUCCAUACAGGCUGUCUGAAUACGUACGCUGGGAAAUUCUUAAGCAGUGCAUCGAAGCCGAGAUACGGAUGUUAUAUACUGGUCUUGAUCACAGUGACUUUGUCCCUCGCAACAUCAUAAUACUGGGCUCAGACUACCACACCCCCCAACUGCAGGUCAAAGUCGUCGAUUUCGAGUUCUGUAGGCUCCUGGCACAUCCUGGCUAUUCUAAUCGAAAAUUAGGGCAGAGAAGAAUGUUGGCGUUCAAGAACAUGGCUCCUAGAGUCGCUAAUCCCGUUCAACGAUACUGCGGUGGACUUGCUGCGUUUGCCGACCUUGGAUGGUGCUCUGAUGACCGGUUCUCUGUACAGGAAUGGUUGUGGGAUACCUUUGGUAACGACGAUCGCUAUGUUCCAGCCAAAUGGGCAUUAAAACGGCCGGGAAGGGUUUAG